Colletotrichum abscissum is the source of this 1170-nucleotide messenger RNA. RefSeq names its product FAD binding domain-containing protein. Lineage: Eukaryota; Fungi; Ascomycota; Sordariomycetes; Glomerellales; Glomerellaceae. The transcript is spliced from 2 exons. The record is from RefSeq and is a predicted model, not a curated record. The coding region runs from base 1 to 1170 and encodes 389 amino acids.
AUGGCCAACCCAACAUCCUCACCGCCCCGGUCCUCACGACACCCCCUCCUAACAACCCUCUUCACAACAGUCUUCGCCCUCCUCGCAGUCGCGGGCGUCUACUUCAUCCGCAUCCAACCGGGCCACACCUCCUUCACCCGAAACCUCACCGACCUCGUCGAGACGGAGAAACUCCAAGACGGCUCCCGUCUCUACACGACCUACACCGGCCUCAAACCGCUCGACCUCGGCCUCACCUACCUCGUCGCCUCCUUCGCUCAGGGACCUCUGAGCCUCAACGAGCCGGCCAGGAUCCAGCAGAUCCACUUCCUGCUCAACUUCUUCCCGGCCGUGGUGGUCUUCAACGUCGAGGCCUAUCGCUCCAGGAACCGAUGGAGCUUCCUCAGCUUUCACGCCGCCUGGGCAGCGCUCUAUCAAACAGUAGGCGGCGGCGUCAUAAUUCCCCUCUACCACCUCGCCUACACCCUCCUCACCACGCGGAAAACCUACCUCGUCUCGGGCGGCGACGUGCCCCUCCCCCUCGCAAAUGCCCUCCUCCCGGCCUCCCUCCUCAUCUUCGCCCUCCCCACCGCGGCAAUGUACUACCCCUGGUCCUCCCCCCGCCUAGCGCAGAACCUCAUCGCCUUCUGGCAGGUCGUGCCCGUCCUCGUCAACGCCGGGAUCUGGCUCCUGGCAAGCACUGUUUACAGACCCAAACAAACUCCUGAAACUAAGAAGACGAAGACGGCCGCCCGCAAGCAAACAACCCUCGUCCUCCGCCGCCUCUACUCCACCGCCAUCCUCGUCGCCUCAGCAUCCCACUUCUACACCCUCUACACAAUCUUCACCUCCCAAAACAAAUCCCUAACCCUGACAAACGUAUUCCUUCCACUAAGCGACAUCUCAACCGGCGACGUCGGCACAGGCCUAUUUCAAAUCUUCCAGUGGGAUUUCUGGCUCAUCUUUGGCUCCUCGAGGCUGUGGUGCGCCCUCGUCGUCUACGACGUCCAGAAGCAGCGGCAAGGCAGGGUCAACCCCAAAAGGUUUCUGGCGUACUACGUCCUGGCCAACAACUUGGAGUUCGUCGUCGGGCCGGGGGCCGUGUUGGCGGGUGUUUGGCGGUGGAGGGAGGAGAGAUUGGUUGAGAUCGAGGCCAUGGCUGGGCGUCUGGAAAAGGAGCACUCUCUCUAA